GGUCCAACAACAACAGCAGCAACAACAUCUACACCUGGUCCAACAACAACAACUGCAGCAACAACUACACCUUCUCCGACAACAUCGACAGCAGCUACAACUACACCUGCUUCAACAACAACAACUUCAUCAACAACAACACCUGCUCCGACAACAACGACAGCAGCAACAACUACACCUGCUCCAACAACGACAACUACAGCAACAACAACACCUGCUCCAACAACAACGACUGCUGCAACAACGACAACAACAACAAAAUCAGCAACAACUACUCCUGCUCCGACAACGACAGCAGCAACAACAACACCUGCUCCUACAACGAGAGCAACAACAACUACACCUGCUCCAACAACAACGACUGCUGCAACAACGACACCUGCUCCAACAACGAGAACUACAGCAACAACAACACCUGCUCCAACAACAACAAGUGUGGCAACAACAACUACACCUACUCCAACAACAACAACUACAGGAACAACACCUGCUCCAACAACAACUAGUGCGCCGACAACAACAAGUGCAGCAACAACUACUUCUGCUCUGACAACGACAACGACAGCAACAACAACUACACCUGCUCCAACAACGACAACUGCUGCAACAACAACACCUGCUCCAACAACAACGACUGCUGCAACAACGACACCUGCUCCAACAACGAGAACUACAGCAACAACAACACCUGCUCCAACAACAACAGCAGCAACAACAACUACACCUGCUCCAACAACAACAACUACAGCAACAACUACACCUGUUCCAACAACGACAAAUGCAGCAACGACAACUAUAGCCACAAUGACACCUGCUCCAACAACAACGACUACAGCAACCACUACACCUGCUCCGACAACAACAACAGCAGCAACAACUACUUCUGCUCUGACAAGGACAACGACAGCAACAACAACUACACCUGCUCCAACAACCAACAACAACACCUGUUCCAACAACCAAGACCGUGGCAACAACAACACCUGCUACAACAACAACGACUGCUGCAACAACUACACCUGCUCCAACAGCGAGAACUGCAGUAACAACAACACCUGCUCCAACAACAACGACUGCUGCAACAACGACACCUGCUCAGACAACGACAACGACAGCAACAACAACACCUGCUCCAACAACCACGACUGCGGCAACAACACCUGGUCCAACAACAACAGCAGCAACAACAUCUACACCUGCUCCAACAACAACAACUGCAGCAACAACUACACCUUCUCCGACAACAUCGACAGCAGCUACAACUACACCUGCUUCAACAACAACAACUUCAUCAACAACAACACCUGCUCCGACAACAACGACAGCAGCAACAACUACACCUGCUCCAACAACGACAACUACAGCAACAACAACACCUGCUCCAACAACAACAACUGCAGUAACAACAACACCUGCUCCAACAACAACGACUGCUGCAACAACGACACCUGCUCAGACAACGACAACGACAGCAACAACAACACCUGCUCCAACAACCACGACUGCGGCAACAACAACACCUGCGACAACUAUAGCAACAACGACACCUGUUCCAACAACUACAACUACAGCAACAACAACACCUGCUCCAAGAACUACACCUGCUCAGACAACGACAACGACAGCAACAACAACACCUGCUCCAACAACCACGACUGCGCAGCAACCACUACACCUGCUCCAACAACAGCAUCAACAACUACACCUGUUCCAACAACAACAACUACAGCAACAACUACACUUGCACCGACAACAACGACAGCAGCAACAACUACACCUGCUCCGACAACGACAGCAGCAAAAACUACACCUGCUCAAACAACGACAACUGCGGCAACAACGACACCUGCUCCAACAACAACGACAGCAGCAACAACUACUUCUGCUCUGACAACGACAACUGCAGUUGCUCCUGCACCUUUGUAUGCUAUCUCAAUAAACUUGCAAGCAGAACCUUUUUCAGCUGACCUUCUUGACACCACCAACAUUCGAUUCAAAAAUCUUAAAAAACGAGUUGAAGACACGUGCAAUAUCAUAUACAAACGAAAAUUUGGUGAUCAGUUUGACCGGUGCAUUUUGAAACAGUUCAGGCCUAUUCCACCUCCAUCUCGAGUGGAUGGAACUCAAGUAGAUCUGGAUCUUUUGUUUACUCGGACAACUCCCACUGCAAAUCUCCCACUGAAUAGCGUUGUUGCUCAAACCUUAGUAGAAGCUGUGAAUAAUUCUACCAAUAACUUCAGUGUGAGCAUAAAUCCCAACACAGUCCAAAUACUAGCAGGUCCAGUUCCAGAUGCAUCUACAACUGCUGCACCUACAACUGCUGCACCUGCAACUGCUGCACCUGCAACUGCUGCACCUACAACUGCUGCACCUACAACUGCCGCACCUACAACUGUAGCAUUCAUAACAACAAGGGUGACUUUCAGAUCUCUUCAAAGCACUUUUAUAAGUGACUUGCUGAAUCCAUCAUCUGCAGCUUUUAGAAAUCGAGCUUCAGUGAUAAAGACACAGCUUGAACCUAUUUUCCAAAGGGCAUUCCCUUCCUCAUUCAAGUCCUUGGACGUGGUGUCAUUCAGAAAAGGAUCAGUCAUCAACGAAAUGAACCUUCGCUUUGCAAGCACAAACGUUCCUAAUAUCACACCUAUUUUGAUCAGUGCAGCUUCAAACGUCACUGGCUUCGACAUUGACAGCAGCUCCAUCAACGUGAAUGGCUUAUCUUCAAGUGGAGUAAGCCACAAAAUCAGUCUCCUCACUGCAUCCUGCCUGGUACUGUUGUCAUGGCUACUGUCAAGCCAACAAUAGCAUCAAGUGCUGAUUUCCAUUUGAAUUGCUAUCAGAACAUGACUGCCAUCACUGGUAUGAAAAAGGACUUGGGAUCCCGGCCGGGCAGCAUGACACAGCCAACUUUAAGCACCUGGUCCAUUUAAUCAUCACUAGAAUAAUAAGCCAAACAAUAUAACAGCACUUUGUAUUAAGCCCUGGGAUGUCAGAAAAUAAUUGCACUAUUUUACUAUUAAUGUAAAAUGUAUAAAUGCAUCUUGCUUCUCUGAGCACUGUGCUACAGCAAUAUUUAACUUAGUGUCAAUUUCUAAUGCUGUCUUCUUUAGUCUUGUUCACCAAACAAGACUCUUACUAUUGUCUGAAUGCAGUUUAUAUUUAAACAUGCAGAUUGAGAAAUCUGAAUGCUAGAUUUCAAACUGGACUGUUUGUAAAGUUAGUCUUCAUCAAGAUGGGUCAAGAUAGGCCUAAGCAAAUAUUAUUUACUUAUUUAAACAUUUCUGUAGUUUCCAAAUGCAUGUAAAAUUCAUGUUUAGGUUUCACUUGCUAACAUAGCAGCUUCACAGCUCCACAGAGAGCAUAUUAGAAAGGGAACAAGUGUUAAAUUAAAUGAAGGAACACAUGCAGCUCAUAGUGGGCUGCGCACCUCAACCUUGAACCAAUGCAAAAUUUUAUCAAAGGUCAUGGUAUACAUUAUAUAUAUGUCAAAACAAUGCACUGUCCAUUUUCUUAUUUAUACAAAGUGUAUUUAUGUAAUUAUGCAUAGCUGUAUUCUGUGAGACUUCUUGUAGUUUGUACAAUGUCUGUCAGAAACUUUACAAUGAUCAGAAUACAAAAUCUUUUUAUAUUUAAUCUUUAAACUGUCUCUUGUGUGAUGUUGUGUAUGUUUAAUGUCAGAAUUAAAUCUCUGAUGAUGUUUACAGACAAUAAAACCCUGCCUAUAAUUCAA
Siniperca chuatsi (mandarin fish) is the source of this 3727-nucleotide messenger RNA. RefSeq names its product mucin-5AC-like. The annotation marks the transcript as partial. Lineage: Eukaryota; Metazoa; Chordata; Actinopteri; Centrarchiformes; Sinipercidae. The record is from RefSeq and is a predicted model, not a curated record. The transcript is spliced from 12 exons.